UACUGGCAUGAGGGGCGUUGCUGCUCUUACUGCCCAGCUGGUUUUGAGAAAAUCGGAGACAGCCCUGCUGUCCAAACAAAACUACAGAAAAUCAGGGGGGUCUUGUGACUCAGAAAAGGAAUACUGGCAUGAGGGGCGUUGCUGCUCUUACUGCCCAGCUGGCACCCGUGUCGGCAAGCAUUGCGACAUCUCCCACACCCUUGGAGAUUGUCAGGAGUGCCCCCUUGGAGAGUAUGCCCCUAAGAAUGGACUGGAGACCUGCAGGCAGUGUACCCAGUGCAGAGAAGACCAAGAGAUGUUGAUACCUUGUUAUAAAUAUAUGAACACCAAGUGCCAGUGCAAAGAGGGUUACUUCUGUGAUGCCCCAGAUUGCAAGGUGUGCCAGCCCUGCAUGAAGAAGUGCCCAGAGGGGAAACAAAUCCUUCAGGGAUGCAAUGCUACAGCUGAUAUAUUGUGUGGAGUAUCUGGGACAGGCAUCACCUUCAGAGCAGAAUCAUCAGCUGUCAGAGACACCCUCCUCAUCCUAAUUUGGACCCUCAUCACUACUCAUUUGGAAUAUUGCAGAAUCCUCAUUAAUGUCCUUGCUUUCAGUCUGCCCAUGACCGCUCAUUCUCCUUGCAGACACCAAACUAAACUCUUAAAGCACAGCUUUGGACAUGUCUAA
This is a messenger RNA of Trichosurus vulpecula (common brushtail), 664 nucleotides long. RefSeq names its product tumor necrosis factor receptor superfamily member 23-like. Lineage: Eukaryota; Metazoa; Chordata; Mammalia; Diprotodontia; Phalangeridae. The transcript has 7 exons. Gene Ontology annotation, molecular function: protein binding; transmembrane signaling receptor activity. Bases 8 to 664 code for a protein of 218 amino acids. The record is from RefSeq and is a predicted model, not a curated record. Gene Ontology annotation, biological process: apoptotic process; signal transduction; immune response. Gene Ontology annotation, cellular component: membrane.